Molecule: messenger RNA, 8796 nt
Organism: Danio aesculapii
Lineage: Eukaryota; Metazoa; Chordata; Actinopteri; Cypriniformes; Danionidae
Gene: eys
Product: eyes shut homolog
Exons: 46
Coding region: 1-8718 (2905 amino acids)
Biological process (GO): establishment or maintenance of epithelial cell apical/basal polarity; heterophilic cell-cell adhesion
Cellular component (GO): protein-containing complex; plasma membrane
Molecular function (GO): calcium ion binding
Source: RefSeq, a predicted model, not a curated record
AUGAGAAACCCAAAGCUAGCUAUCAUUGUCUUCCUGCUCAGCUGUGUAAUAUAUGACCCUGUGUACAGUCAGGUAACCUGCCGCAGAGCCACGUCUCGUGAAUGGCACACUCAGCCAAGGAACAUCAGCGUGAGGUGGACCCUCAUGGAGAACACCUGCAGCAGUUUGACCCAGUGCUGGAGCAGCUUAGCAGAAACAAAUGGACACUUCUGGACAACUGGGCCAUAUCACUUUCCUCAACUUUGCCCUUUGGAACUUCAGCUUGGAGACCUCUUGUUUGUUUCUGCCGACAGAACGCUUGAACAACACGGUGUCCAACUAAUCAAGGUUUCUAAAGGGGAGUUUGAUAAUUGCUCGAUUAUAGCACCACGCAAAGAGCAGAUGGUAUUUACCAGCAGUAUUAAUGGUACUUUGCAAGUGGAAUCGAAGUGGCUGAUGUCCGGUUUGAAUUACUUUACGGUCAUUUAUAGAGGGAGUAGUCAUCUGUGCAGGUUUGGCCUACGCAUUGCAGUUCUGGUAAAGCCUCAGCUCUGCCAGAGCUCACCUCUUCUUCGGCUGUGUUCAGGAAAAGGCGAAUGCAGAACUACAUUUAAAGAUGAUUCAUUUACCUGUCGGUGUCACAAACACUUUUCAGGACGUUACUGCGAGAACGUUGAUGGAUGCCAUGAGCUGCCAUGCUUAAAUGGAGGCACCUGCCUAAGUGAGAGAAGUGCCUACACAGAUCUUCCAUCAUACACAUGUCUUUGUCCUGCUCCAUUUACAGGUGUCAACUGCUCUGAAAUCAUUGGAAAUCUAAACUGCAGCAAAGGGUGCAAACAAGGAGCUUGUGUAAAAAUCUCAUCAACUUCCUACAGAUGUGAAUGUUUCACAGGAUAUACAGGUACUUACUGUGAGAGGAAGAGGCUGUUCUGCGACUCAAACCCGUGCCGGAAUGAUGGUCGGUGUGAGGAGACUGCUAAUGGAUAUGUUUGCACAUGCCCAGGGGGUUUCACAGGCCUCAACUGUGAGACCACCGCUGAGGCUGACAGCUACUGCAAGUCUAGCGGAUGUCAACUGGACGAAGCCUGUGCCACGGACAAACUUAAUUCCACAUGCAUUUGUGUAGACUCAGAAUGCUUGGAGCAAGCGGAGGUGUGUGGCACUUUGCCUUGUCUCAACGGUGGCAUCUGUGUAGUUCCAAAUGGCCAGUAUCAUUGCAGAUGCCGGCAAGGUUUCUCUGGAAAGAACUGUGAAGAAAUAAUUGACUUCUGCAAGCUGCUCAAUAUUAACUGCCUGAAUGAGGGACUGUGUCUCAACCGAGUCGGAGGAUAUAAUUGUCUCUGUGCACCAGGAUGGACGGGGGAGUUUUGUCAGUACUUGGAUAACGCAUGCUUAGCCUAUCCAAACAGAUGCUUGAACGGAGCUACUUGCAUCAGUAUGAGUCAGACAACUGCACCCCCGCAUUAUAUGUGCACCUGUCUCCCUGGAUACACAGGACCCUACUGUGAAGCUGAAGUAAAUGAGUGCGAUCCCAGCCCCUGUCAGCACCAAGGAACAUGCACUGACUUUGUUGGAUACUACAAAUGCACCUGUCCUUCAGGAUACACUGGGAUUGACUGUGAGAUUGACAUAAAUUCCUGUUGGCUUCCCAACGUCACCUGUCCUCCUGGAACACUCUGUGUGGAUUUGCCGGGUGACCAGCUCUUUAAAUGUCAUACUCCAUGCCCUCACUAUCUACAGCCGUGUGCCAAUGGAGGACAUUGUGUCCUUCACAACAUCACCAGUUACAGUUGUGUUUGUGCACCUGGGUGGACUGGACCGACCUGCUUGGUCAACAUAAAUGAGUGUGUCCAGCACAGGUGUCAGAACAGAGCCACCUGCGUGGAUGAGGUUGGCGGAUACAGUUGCCUUUGCGGUCACGGAUACACCGGAGUCCACUGCGAACUUGACUUUGACUUCUGCUCUGGACAUCAGUGUUCAGAACACGCCGUCUGUGUGGACCAACAGCACAACUACACCUGUCACUGCAUGCUGGGAUAUGAGGGAACGCUCUGUGAGCUUGAGACAGAUGAAUGCAAAAGUGCGCCCUGCACCAAUAAUGCCACUUGCAUUGAUUUGGUGGCAGGAUACCAAUGCUUGUGUGCACCAGGAUUUAAGGGUCGAACGUGCUCUGAGAGUAUGAAUGAGUGCUGGUCCAGACCCUGCCUUAAUGGAGGCUCCUGCAUUGAUCUGGCCAAUGACUACAUUUGUAACUGUCCACUAGGAUUCACAGGACAUGACUGCUCCAUGCCGGCUACGGGCUGCACUUCCAACCCGUGCAACACAAAGGGCACUUCCAUGUGCGAAGAGCAGCAGGACAGUUUUAAGUGCGUGUGUCACCAUGGCUAUACGGGCCUCUUUUGUGAAACGUCCAUCAAUCACUGCGUCGAGGGAUUGUGUCAUCACGGAUCAGAAUGUGUGGAUCUCACAAUAGGCUUCAGGUGUGAAUGUUUGCCUGGGUUACGAGGACGAUUGUGCGAGGUAAACAUUGAUGACUGUCUGGAUAAGCCCUGUGGUGCACUCAGUAUCUGUAAAGAUGGUAUCAAUGCCUAUGACUGUUUUUGUGCACCUGGGUUCGUUGGUAAUAACUGUGAGAUUGAAGUAAAUGAGUGUCUUAGUCAACCCUGUCAGAAUGGAGCGUCCUGCUCAGAUGAGCUUAACUCCUUCAGCUGUCUCUGCCCUGCUGGCACUACAGGCAGUUUAUGUGAAAUAAACAUAGAUGAAUGCCAGUCAUCACCAUGCAUGAACAAUGGCACGUGUUUGGACCUCUCAGACGGAUUUAAAUGCAUUUGCCCUUCAGGUUUUUCUGGUCCAGAGUGCUUGAUAGACAUCGAUGAGUGUCUUUCAUAUCCCUGUAAGAAUGGAGGCUCCUGCAUUGACCAACCGGGUAAUUACUACUGCCGAUGCCUGGCUCCAUUUAAAGGCCUGAACUGCGAGUUGCUGCCCUGUGAGGCUGUUAAUCCGUGCGAUAACGGGGGAGAGUGUGUGGAGGAGGCUGAUCUUGUCCUCUUCCCUCCGGGCUUUCGGUGCCGAUGUCGCAAGGGUUUUACAGGACCCCGCUGUGAAAUCAACAUCGACGAGUGCAGCUCCAACCCCUGUCUGAACGGCUUCUGCUAUGACGCUGUUGAUGGCUUUUACUGCUUGUGUAACCCUGGUUACGCUGGAGUGAGAUGUGAGCAGCACAUCAAUGACUGCGCUAGCAACAUGUGUGAAAACAACUCGACUUGUGUGGACCUCCAUCUGAGUUACAACUGCCUCUGUCUACCCGGCUGGGAGGGGGAGUACUGUCAAUGGGAGACCAAUGAAUGUUCAUCAAACCCCUGUAAAAAUAACGCCACCUGCACAGACCUCCUCAAUGCUUACAGGUGUGUGUGUCCUCAAGGAUGGACAGGCCUGGACUGUGGCGAGGAUGUGAAGGAAUGUUCUUCCUCGCCCUGCCUGAACGGGGCACAUUGUGUGGAGUCUGAUACCCCAGGGGAGUUUUCCUGCACCUGCCCGCCCUUCUUCACCGGGCCCCUCUGUGAACAGCCUUAUGACCCCUGUGAGCUGCGGCGUAACCCCUGCCUGCACAACUCCACCUGCCGUGGCCAGUCAGACGGAACCGCCCUCUGUGUUUGCCCAGUCGGGUUUGAGGGAACUCGCUGUGAAAUUGAUAGCGAUGACUGUGUCUCAGGACCUUGUCAGAACCACGGCCAUUGUGUGGAUGGGGUCAACAGCUACAGCUGUUUCUGCAAGCCAGGAUUCUCAGGCCUGCACUGUGAGGAAGACAUCAAUGAAUGCGCAUCCAACCCCUGCCAGAACCAAGCCAUCUGCCAAGACCUUGUGAACGGAUUCCAAUGUAGCUGUGUCCCUGGAUAUUUUGGACCGCAUUGUAACCUGGAUGUAAACGAAUGUGACUCUUCCCCCUGCCUUCAUGAAUCUGUGUGCAUCAACAAACCAGGGGGAUUCGCGUGUGUCUGCAGUGCCGGCUUCUCAGGUAAAUGGUGCGAGCUGAACGUUGAUGAGUGCAAAUCUAAUCCAUGCCGAAACAACGGGAGCUGCAUCGACGGCCUUAAUGGUUACCAGUGUGUUUGCUCCAGAGGUUUCAUGGGCGAUCACUGCGAGAGAAACACUGACGAGUGCUCAUCCGGACCCUGUGUUCAUGGGAGUUGCCUGGACGAAAUUGAUGCAUUCAGCUGUCAGUGUGAGGUUGGAUGGACCGGGCACAGAUGCCAGAUCAACAUUAAUGAAUGUGAGGCUCAUCCAUGUCUUAAUGGAGGCUCUUGUGUUGAUCUUCUGGACAAAUACGCCUGCAUAUGUGCUGAUGGUUUCACUGGGAAGAACUGUGACAUUGACCAGAACGUGUGUCUGCAGACGUCUCUGAAUUUCUCCUUGUGUUUCAACGGAGGGACAUGUGUGGAUGGACCUGGAGUCAAUUUCACAUGCAGCUGCCGGCCAGGUUUUAUGGGAGAUUUCUGUGAGGUGGAGAUGAAUGAGUGCUGCUCGGAGCCGUGCAUUAACGGGGCCAUCUGCCAAGACCUCAUCAAUGGCUACCAAUGCCACUGUCGACCAGGUUGGACAGGUCUUCACUGUGAAGAUGACAUUAAUGAGUGCUUGCUGCAACCAUGCAACCAGGGAAUGUGCAUCCAGAAUGAGCCUGGCCAUGGCUACACCUGCUUCUGUCGGCCCGGAUUUGUGGGGGAAAACUGUGAAUAUAAUUACGAUGACUGCUUGAUUCAGUCAUGUCCUGAGACGUUUUCCUGUAAGGAUGGCAUCAACAAUGUCAGCUGUGUCCCUGUGAAGACAGACACGUCAUCGCUUCCUCCGAUCUCAAUCGUGUCAUGGAGAAGCAGAGACAUCAGCACAGAGUUACAGCCCACUUUCGCACCUGUGGAAAACUUGCAGCACACUGAACAACCGGCAGAUGCUAGUUUUGGAGGAUAUUCUGGGAAUUCCUUUUUGGAGUUUGGAGGAUUUGAAGUUGCUGUUCCGAUCAGUGUCACAGUGAGAUUCCAAACUGAAUCAAUGUACGGAACUUUACUGUACUCAGCCAGUGCCAAAAGAAGUGUGUUCUUCAUCAAACUCUACAUUUCCAAUGGACCUCAGUAUGACUUUUUGUGCAACCAAAAGCAAGGAGUUCAGCGGAUCAAUACAGCACAGUGGGUUGCUGAUGGAAAUGAACAUGUGGUGAUUUUCAGGCAAUGUCUCUCUCCGUGUGCGGCUGAAGUCACCGUUAGUGGUGUUAGGACUGUCAGAAGUGCUCCAGGCAAUUACACAUCAGCCUUGAGCUUACAGAGAACUGACCGUCUGUUUAUUGGAGGUCUUCCUGGCCACCAUUCACCUUACAGAGAAGCUGAGCCUUUCCACAACUACACCGGCUGCAUUGAAGUAAUCGAAAUUAAUAAGCUCAGAAGAUUCCACAUGGACCAUGCCAUUGCCAGGAAGAAUGUUGACAACUGCAGAUCUCAAAGGCAUUAUGAGCCACCAACAAGCUCCACACAUUCUACCGCUCUGCUCAUCACAGUGGAAACUCCUCCUGGAGAAUGGGUCAGAGUAUUAUCACCCACUCAGCCUGCACCUGUCUGCCCGCAGGGACUCUGUCUCAAUGGGGGCACAUGUCGACCUGUCUCUCUGCCCAGUGGAGCCUCGUCUUUCUUCUGUGACUGUCCUCUGCACUUCACAGGACGUCUGUGUGAACAAGACACCACAGUCUUUUCCCCUCGAUUUGAUGGUAACUCUUUUUUGGAGCUGCCGUCCCUGACGUCCCUGUUUCAGUCUGACACUCACUUCCCGAGUCGCUCCUCCGAGGACAAGAGGAUCCUGUAUUUGACAAUGAAGAGCAGGACGCCUCAUGGUUCUCUGCUCUACUGCCGCGAGCAGGAUUUGGGAGAGCGUUUUCUCCAUGUGUUUCUCCAGAACGCAAGAGCUGUGGCCAGGCUGGGCUGCGGCACUGCUCACAUUUUGACUGCAGUUGCUGCUCAGAAUAUUAGGAACGAUAGUUUGGUGGCAAUUACGGUGAGAUAUGCAUUGCCAUCUCAAAACAAUGGCCGGCUCUGUUUCAUUGAAAUAGCUGUUGAUAAUGGAACUGCUAAUCAGCAGCAGAAAUACAUGGAUGAGCCGGUGUCAGAGGUAGUUUUUGGUCACACUUUUCUUGGUGGCUUUCCAUCCGUCUCAGAGCUGCACCACAACAGUGGGAAUGUCUCUGGCUUCAUUGGCUGCAUACGUGAACUGCAGAUGGGUUCCAAAGAGCUGUAUGUGGUGGGGGAAGCAAUCAGGGGCCAAAAUAUUCAAAACUGUGAUACCGCAGUCUGCCAGCACCAACCCUGCCGCAAUGGAGGAACCUGUAUCAGCGAUGCAGAGAACUGGUUCUGUGUGUGUCCUUCGCUCUACUCCGGUAAGCUGUGCCAGUUCACCGCCUGCGAGCGAAACCCAUGUGCACGCGGCGCCACCUGCGUUCCCCAGACACAGCUGGAAGCGGCGUGUCUUUGCCCCUACGGAAGGCAGGGUCUCCUCUGCGAUGAGGCUGUCAACAUCACACGGCCCAAGUUUAGUGGACUUGAUGAAUUUGGAUACUCAUCGUAUGUGGCUUAUCCAUCUAUUCCCAAUACGGGCCAUUUUUAUGAAUUUCACCUGAAGCUCACCUUUGCCAAUAAUGCCUCUGCUUUGAGAAACAACCUCAUUCUCUUUUCCGGGCAAAAGGGACAAGGUCUCAGUGGAGAUGACUUCUUUGCGUUGGGGGUUCGGAACGGCAGGAUUGUUCAUAAGUAUAAUCUUGGUUCGGGUUUGGCAGCAAUUAUCAGCGAUCGCCUGAAUCCGAGGAUCAGCAUUCACACUGUCAACUUUGGAAGAUACCUGAAAACUGGAUGGCUGAAGGUGAAUGGACAGAAGAGGAGGACAGGUACAUCUCCUGGACCGCUGGUGGGUCUGAACACCUUCAGUCAGCUCUAUGUGGGUGGAUAUGAAGAAUACACACCUGAGCUUCUGCCUCCAGGUUCUCGAUUCCAGAACAGCUUUCAAGGCUGCAUUUUCGAUAUGUUGUUUCGGACAAGACAAGAUGGCAAGUUUCAUGCUCUAGGAGGGCCAGACAUAAGGCCGCUGUCAGGACGUAAUGUGGGUCAGUGUGGUGUGAAUCCAUGCAGCCUGGUCUUCUGCCAUAAUGGAGGAACUUGUGUGGACUCUGGAUCGUCUGUAUACUGUCAGUGUGUGGUUGGAUGGAAAGGUGCUCUUUGCUCAGAGAAAGUGUCGUUCUGUGAUGCUGAACACAUCCCAGCGCCUUUCUGUGCUCGCGGCUCCACCUGUGUGCCCCUUCCGGAUGGAUACACAUGCCAGUGUCCUCUGGGCUCUGCUGGACUCCACUGCCAGCAAGCUAUAACUAUCAGUGACCCCUUCUUCAGUGGGAAUCAGUCAUCUUGGAUGUCAUUUCCUCCCAUCAACAUAAGGCACAGAACGAAUGUGCAACUGCAGUUUCAGACUCUUUCUCCAGAGGGAAUCCUGUUUUACACCGCUCAGCACUUGAGCACUCAUUCUGGUGAUUUCCUCAGUGUAUCCCUGUCUGCAGGAUUCAUGCAGCUCCGCUAUAAUCUGGGGAACCAAACUAUCGUAUUACAGUCUCUGAAAGAGUUAGAUGUGACCGGUGUGAGGUGGCACACAGUGAAGGCUGGCAGAGAAGGCAACAGCGGCCUUCUCAUUGUAGACGGCGAAUCUGUGACCAGGAACUCUUCGGAAGGCUCAACCACUCUGGAUGUUGGCGCAAAUAUCUUCAUCGGUGGCAUCUCUUCACUUAACACUGUGUCAAUAGAUGCAGUGGAAAAGGAGCCAGUUGGAUUUACAGGCGGCAUUCGAGAGGUUGUAGUCAAUGGGCAGGAGCUUGAGCUUACAGAGACAGGAGCGCUCGAUGGAGCCAAUGUUGGCGACUGGGAUGGGACUGCGUGUGGGUAUAAGGUUUGCAGGAAUGGUGGCCACUGCCAUCCGUCAGGUGUUUUUUCAUUUACGUGUAUCUGCCCCUCACUGUGGACUGGCUCACGAUGCCAACAAUCCAUUCACUGUCUCAACAAUCUUUGUCAACACAAUUCUGUCUGCAUCCACAACACAACUUCCGCUUCAUAUUCAUGUAUGUGCUCUUUGGGAUGGACUGGGACUCAUUGUGACAGAGAAGUAACACUGAAGACCAUCAGGUUUAUUGGAAACUCUUAUUUGAAAUACAGGGAUUCGAAGUACAACUCUAGGAAUUUGAUGUACACUGAGGUUUCACUGAAUUUUUCUACUUCAGCAGGGGACGGAUUGAUCUUUUGGAUGGGGAAAGCGGAGAGCGAAGAUGAUGAUCAUCUAGCGGUUGGACUGCAGGAUGGUUAUCUGAAGAUUUCGGUCAAUCUUGGUGAGAGAACCGCUCUUCCUCUUGUAUAUCAAAACUCUUUUUGCUGUAACUAUUGGAAUUACCUUUCAAUAACGCACAAUCGGACUCUCAUCCAGGUCUAUGUGAAUGAGGAAAGAGUCAUUUUUGAAGAUAUCGACCCUUUCGAACAGUACGUAGCUGUCAAUUACGGAGGGGUGAUUUAUUUGGGAGGUUUUGAAUUGAACAGAGAUGUGGCAUCGGUUACAUCUGGUGUAUUCACUAAAGGGUUUGAAGGGAGUAUUAAAGAUGUUUUCUUGUAUCAGGACACCAAACAGCUGCAUUUUCUGCAAACCAGCGAAGGUUUCAAUGUCUAUCAAGGUGAAGAGUAGGGAAAAAAUGAUUGUGGUUAUUUUGCUAUCUCGAUGUGUGAUUUGAGGCAUUCAUGCCUAGAAUGGAAUUGGAGUCUU